Molecule: messenger RNA, 1111 nt
Organism: Zingiber officinale
Lineage: Eukaryota; Viridiplantae; Streptophyta; Magnoliopsida; Zingiberales; Zingiberaceae
Product: peptidyl-tRNA hydrolase, mitochondrial-like
Exons: 8
Coding region: 133-897 (254 amino acids)
Molecular function (GO): peptidyl-tRNA hydrolase activity
Source: RefSeq, a predicted model, not a curated record
AAAAUCUGGGCUCAUCGAGUCACGUGGGGUCGGAUCAUUCUCCAAUAGAUUUCCCAGGCAAAUGGCGAGGGUUUCUCCGAUACAUCGCUGGUCAUCCGUGGCGGCUGCGGGACGGCACCUCUGUUUGAUGUGAUGCUUGGCGCAGUCGUCUCCUCCGCGUCCGCCUCCUCUGGAGGACUGCGGCUUCCAUUCCCGGUCUUCGCUAGCGCGGCUCGGAGGACGAUGCAGAUGCCUCUGUCGACGCGGCGCCCUCUCGCGCCUCCUGACGCCACCGCUUCCUCCUUGGCCCCCAGCGAAUCUACCCGCAGGCCUUGGCUCCUCGUCGGGCUCGGAAACCCUGGAAAGAUAUAUCAGGGAACACGGCACAAUGUGGGUUUUGAGAUGAUAGAUUUUAUAGCGGAAUCUGAAGGAAUAUCUAUGAGUACUAUGCGUUCAAGAGCUCUGUUUGGAAAAGGUUUCAUCUGUGAUGUUCCUGUCAUGCUUGCAAAACCACAAACCUUCAUGAAUGCUAGUGGUGAAUCGGUUGGACCAAUAAUAUCAUACUUCAAUGUACCUCUCAAUCAAGUGCUUUUGAUGUAUGAUGAUUUAGAUUUGCCAUUUGCAAAACUGCGCUUAUUGCCAAAAGGUGGACAUGGCGGCCAUAAUGGGAUGCGGAGCGUGAUCAAUCACCUGAAAGGAAGUCAUGAAUUUCCUCGUUUAAGAAUAGGUAUCGGAAGACCCCCCGGGAAAAUGGAUCCUGCGAGCUUUGUUCUCCGACCAUUUAACAAAAAGGAACAAGAAGAGCUAGAUUUUGCCUUUCAAAGAGGGCUGGAAGCAGUGAGAAUUCUAGUUGAAGAAGGGCUCAACAAGAGUGCCACAUUUGUAAACACUGCACAAUCACAAGUUCUGAAUAGCUAGGCACCUGGUUGAUGAUUAUGAUGAUAUUUUUGCUUUGGAAUCAACAAGAUCAUGUGGAUCAAUCUUUACACCUUGAUUUAUGAUUUUUUUUUUCCUGAAGAACAAGAGGUAAUUCACACACUCCUUGGUUUGGAAGAAAAAUCAUGGAAUCACUUUCUCCUGUAAUUUAUUCAUGUUAUAGGAAUAAGAAAACUUUGGUGAAGGGACUUAAUUG